This is a messenger RNA of Octopus bimaculoides (California two-spot octopus), 3673 nucleotides long. RefSeq lists its product as uncharacterized. Gene Ontology annotation, biological process: regulation of DNA-templated transcription. The record is from RefSeq and is a predicted model, not a curated record. Lineage: Eukaryota; Metazoa; Mollusca; Cephalopoda; Octopoda; Octopodidae. Gene Ontology annotation, molecular function: DNA-binding transcription factor activity, RNA polymerase II-specific; RNA polymerase II cis-regulatory region sequence-specific DNA binding.
CAGCUAGGCUAUUUGUGUGUGAUAUAAGCCAUUCAAAAUUUUUGGCGGAAUUCUGAUUUAAGCAUCCCAUAUAAACCCUCCUUGUAACUUAUUUUAUUUUCGAAAUUUUCAGAAAAUUCUUGCGAAUUUAUGUUCUACACACAGGAAUUCAUACGACUAUGCAAGAAAAAAAAAAAAGAGAAAAAUUGUAUUGAAAAGGUUGCAAGACGCAUCGAAAAUUUUAGGAAAAUAAAAAUAAGUGGAAAUUUUACCGCUAACCGUACUGCAAGAUGGAAAUACUAAAACGAAAGACUAUUAAUGAACCAUAACUAAUGACGAUUACACCAUUCUCGAACCAUUCUCUGCUUUAUCGGCUAAACAACUUAACCUAUAGAACUACGGCCCACGAGAUUUUUCUGAAUGGUACACCUAACAAAAAGUUGGCAUGUUGAUGAGCCAUGUCCCAUGCAACCCGCUUCUUGAUAACGGUUACCCAAAUUGACAAACGGAAAGUUAUACUUUUUUGUUUCUGUACCCCAUGAAAGUGAAAAUAUUUACCUUGUUAAAGGUAUUUCCUUGCAAAAGAAAGUCCAAUAGAGUGCCGGCUAGCUACUACAAAACAUGCAGUGUAACGUUGUCAUUGGAAUCCAAACCAUCACAUUCUAAAAGUGUAUCCAAUGAUAUCUGAUGUUAUCGAGAUGGCAUAUUGAAAACUAAAGAAUGACAUUAGCAAGGAUACAAGGGAUCUUGCUUGUUUGUAUAACUUAAGUUCUAUCACUGAAGUAUUUCUUGUGAAUUGAGUAAUUUCCAAUAUUGACUGCACCUGUAUAACUUCUGUAUUAUUUCUGUGAUAAUGUCAAGAUUAAGUUGAAGAAGAAAAAAACAAUUCCUUACAGCUGAGACCUCUUUGGAAUCUCACAAAAUUUACAACUGAAGAAAAUAUGCACUUUGUGGAUAAUAUUUAAAGAAAUAUUUCUGUGAAAAUCCAAGAAGAAUUGUAGCUUUUCUAUUUUGUGAACAAAAUUUUAUAUUAUGAGGAAGAAACUUGGUAAGAGUCCAAUUCCUAAUGAAAGACAAUGUGCUAAGAAAGAUGUCUCCUAUCAAACAAAAAGGAUAUCAUAUGAGUGUGACACUUGUGGGAAGUCUUUUAAAAUAAAAAGAUAUUUAAUUCAACAUAAAUCUAUUCACACGGAUUCAGAAGUGUAUGAGCAUGAAAUCUGCAGUAAAAAGUUCUCUACAAAUGAAAAUUUAUCUGAACACAAAUAUAUUCAUACAAGUGAGAAACCAUAUCACUGUGAUAUAUGUGAUAAAAUGUUCACUCUAAAACGUCAUUUAACUAAACACAAACGUAUUCACUUGAAUUUGAGACAAAACCAGUGUGAUAUUUGUGGUAAAACUUUAUCUGUAAAUAGCAGUUUAUCUAAACACAAACGAACUCACACAGGAGAAAAACCAUAUUGCUGUGAUAUUUGUGGUAAAGAAUUCCUUCAAAAUGGAAAUUUAUUGAUCCAUAGACGCAGUCACACAGGAGAGAAGCCAUACCAUUGUAAUAUUUGCGGUCAAACUUUCUCUGUUAAUAGUUCUUUAUCAAGACACAAACGUACUCAUACAGGAGAGAAACCAUAUUGUUGUGGUAUUUGUGGCAAAACAUUCCCUGCAAAUAGUUCUUUAUUUACACACAAACAAAUUCACUUGGACAAAAAACCAUACCGUUGUGAAAUAUGUGGUAAAGCUUUUUCUAUUAAUUAUUCUUUAUCUACACAUAAACGUAUUCAUACAGGAGAGAAACCAUACCAAUGUGAUAUCUGUGGUAAAACAUUUACAGUUAGUAGUAGUUUAUCCACACACAAACGUAUUCACACAGGAGAGAAACCAUAUCAUUGUAAUAUCUGUGAUAAAAAAUUCUCUGAUGGUAGUUCUUUAUCGUUACAUAAACUUAAUCACACAGGAGAGAAACCAUUUCACUGUGAUAUUUGCGGCAAAGCUUUUCCUAAAAAUAGUAAUUUGUUGAGCCAUACACGUAUUCACACAGGGGAGAAACCAUAUCAUUGUGAUAUCUGUGGAAAAGCAUUCUCUGUAAAUAAUAAUUUAAUGAAUCAUAGGCGUGUUCAUACAGGAGAAAAACCAUAUCAUUGUGUCGUAUGUGGUAAAAAUUUCUCUACUAACGAUUGUUUAUCUAACCACAAACAUAUUCACACAGGAGAAAAACCAUAUCACUGUGAUAUCUGUGGUAAAGUGUUCUCCAAUAAGAGUUAUUUUCGGUGCCAUAAACUUAUUCAUACAGGAGAAAAACUUUACCAUUGUGAUAUAUGUGGUAAAAAGUUCUCUACAAGUCAGUAUUUGUAUAAUCACAGACGUAUUCAUACAGGGUCUAAGCAGUACCAUUGUGAUAUUUGUGGUAAUGCAUUCUUUCGAAAUAGUCAUUUAUUGAGGCAUAAACGUACUCAUACUGGUGAAAAACCAUACCAGUGUGAUCUGUGUGGUAAAGCUUUUGCCAUAAAUGGUCAUUUAACUCAACACAAACGUAUUCAUACAAGAGAGAAACCAUAUGACUGUCAGAUAUGCGGUAUGACAUUUGCUCGAAGUUCUACUUUAUUGAAACAUAGACGCAUUCAUACAGGAGAAAAACCAUACCAUUGUGAUAUCUGUGGUAAGACUUUUUCUGAUAAGGAUUCUGUAUCCAGACACAAACGUAUCCACACAGAAGGAAAGCAAUAUCAUUGUGAUAUUUGUGAUAAAAUAUUUUGUGGUAGUAAUUCAUUUUCCUUGCAUAAACUUAAUCACACAGGAGAGAAACCAUACUAUUGUGAUAUUUGUGGUAAAGCAUUUCCUAAAAAUAAUAAUUUGUUGAAACACAAACGUGUUCACACAGGUGAGAAACCUCACCAAUGUGAUAUCUGUGGUAAGACUUUCUCUCAAAAGAGUAACUUAGUGACCCAUAAACGUAUUCAUACUGGAGAAAAGCCAUACCGUUGUGAUACAUGUGGUAAAAAUUUCUCUCUGAAAGGUAACUUAUUGAACCAUAGACGUGUUCACAUCGAUUAGAAAUCUAACGUCUUAUAUAUAUAUAUAUAUAUAAUAUAAAUCUAUAUAUAUGUAUAUUUAAAAAAAAAUUUUCAAGUUUUUUUAAAGUUUCUUUUCAAAUUAAAAAAAGAUCUUAUUCAUCUUCCACACUUACAAACACCUACAUACAUUACAUGCACUCCCCCAUAUAAUACAUACACAUCUACUGCAUGCAUAAACCCUUCACACAUACACACGCAGACAUACAAACUCAUACACAUACAUCGUCACAUGCAUAUAUACACACAUACCCACACACAGCAUCACCAACGUACUGAUACACUUAUCACCUCGCCUCUCACAUGCACACACAUUCUCACACUCUCAUACAUACACACAGCAACAUUCUUCACCUCACUUCUCACCACUGAAUUGAAUGCCUGCCAUUAACCUGCUCAUCAACAACACUACUUUAUGCAUACAUAACUCACAUAAACAAACACAAGCACACACUGGCCAUCUCUGCACUCUCCUGUCCCCUAAAAAACAGCUUUUCUAUCUCUCUCCACUUCCGGUCACUUUAACCAUGUAAUCACAAACAGGCUGUUCCUGGACUUUUCCUUUCUCCUUUUUCUGACGGAGAGCGUUGCUCAAAACAAAAAAUAAAAAACAAAAAAACAUUCAUUUUUUC